This is a messenger RNA of Pipistrellus nathusii (Nathusius's pipistrelle), 2607 nucleotides long. Lineage: Eukaryota; Metazoa; Chordata; Mammalia; Chiroptera; Vespertilionidae. The record is from the annotation of a GenBank genome assembly.
AUGGCGACGUUCAUCUCGGUGCAGCUGAAGAAGACCUCGGAGGUGGACCUGGCCAAGCCGCUGGUGAAGUUCAUCCAGCAGACGUACCCGAGCGGCGGCGAGGAGCAGGCCCAGUACUGCCGCGCGGCCGAGGAGCUCAGCAAGCUGCGCCGCGCCGCGCUCGGCCGCCCGCUGGACAAGCACGAGGGCGCGCUGGAGACGCUCAUGAGAUAUUAUGAUCAGAUUUGUUCCAUUGAACCUAAGUUCCCAUUUUCUGAAAAUCAGAUCUGCUUGACAUUUACCUGGAAAGAUGCUUUUGAUAAAGGCUCACUUUUUGGAGGGUCUGUAAAGUUGGCUCUUGCAAGCUUAGGAUAUGAAAAGAGCUGUGUGUUGUUCAAUUGUGCAGCCUUAGCUAGCCAAAUUGCAGCAGAACAGAACCUGGAUAAUGAUGAAGGAUUGAAAAUCGCUGCUAAGCAUUACCAGUUUGCUAGUGGUGCCUUUUUACACAUUAAAGAGACGGUUUUAUCUGCCUUAAAUCGGGAACCUACUGUGGACAUAUCUCCAGAUACUGUUGGGACCCUCAGUCUUAUUAUGCUGGCACAGGCCCAAGAAGUCUUUUUUUUAAAGGCCACAAGAGAUAAAAUGAAAGAUGCCAUCAUAGCUAAAUUGGCGAAUCAGGCUGCAGAUUAUUUUGGUGAUGCUUUCAAGCAGUGUCAGUAUAAAGAUACUCUCCCUAAGGAGGUGUUUCCUGUCUUGGCUGCCAAGCACUGUAUCAUGCAGGCCAAUGCUGAGUACCAUCAGUCUAUCCUGGCAAAACAGCAGAAGAAAUUUGGUGAAGAGAUUGCAAGGUUACAGCAUGCAGCAGAAUUGAUUAAAACAGUGGCAUCUCGCUAUGAUGAAUAUGUCAACGUGAAGGAUUUUUCAGACAAAAUCAACCGUGCCCUUACUGCAGCAAAGAAGGAUAAUGACUUCAUAUAUCAUGAUCGAGUUCCAGACCUCAAAGAUCUAGAUCCUAUUGGCAAAGCCACACUUGUGAAAUCUACCCCAGUCAAUGUACCCAUUAGCCAGAAAUUCACUGAUCUGUUUGAGAAGAUGGUUCCUGUGUCAGUGCAGCAGGCUUUGGCUGCCUAUAACCAGAGGAAAGCUGAUUUAGUUAACAGGUCAAUUGCUCAAAUGAGAGAAGCAACCAAUUUGGCAAAUGGGGUGUUAGCAUCUCUUAAUCUUCCAGCAGCAAUUGAAGAUGUAUCUGGAGAUACUGUACCUCAGUCCAUAUUGACUAAGUCCACAUCUGUGAUUGAACAGGGUGGCAUCCAGACUGUAGAUCAGUUGAUCAAAGAGCUACCUGAACUAUUACAAAGAAAUAGAGAAAUCUUAGAUGAGUCAUUAAGAUUGUUGGAUGAAGAAGAAGCAACUGACAAUGAUUUAAGAUCAAAAUUCAAGGAACGCUGGCAAAGGACAGCAUCCAACGAACUCUAUAAGCCUUUAAGAGCAGAGGGAGCCAAUUUCAGAGCAGUUUUGGAUAAAGCUUUGCAAGCAGAUGGGAAAGUGAAAGAACGGUAUCAGUCGCACCGGGACUCCAUUGCACUUUUGUGUAAGCCAGAGCCUGAGCUGAAUGCGGCCAUCCCUUCUGCUAACCCAGCAAAGACCAUGCAGGGCAGCGAGGUUGUAAAUGUAUUAAAAUCCCUAUUGACAAAUCUUGAUGAAGUAAAGAAGGAAAGAGAGGGUCUAGAGAAUGACCUGAAAUCAAUGAAUUUUGAUAUGACAAGCAGAUUUUUGACUGCUUUGGCUCAAGAUGGUGUUAUAAACGAAGAAGCUCUUUCCGUUACUGAGCUGGAUCGAAUCUAUGGAGGUCUUACGACGAAAGUCCAAGAAUCUCUAAAGAAACAGGAAGGACUUCUUAAGAAUAUUCAGGUUUCACACCAGGAAUUUUCAAAAAUGAAACAAUCUAACAAUGAAGCUAACUUAAGAGAAGAAGUUUUGAAGAAUUUAGCAGCUGCAUAUGACAACUUUGUUGAACUUGUAGCUAAUUUAAAGGAAGGCACAAAGUUUUACAACGAGCUGACCGAAAUCCUAGUCCGGUUCCAGAACAAGUGCAGUGAUAUAGUGUUUGCACGGAAAACAGAAAGAGAUGAACUCUUAAAGGACUUGCAACAAAGCAUUGCCAGAGAACCUAGUGCUCCUUCGAUUCCUACACCUGCCUACCAGUCCUCUCCAGCAGGAGGAACUGCCCCCACUCCUCCAACUCCAGCGCCAAGAACCACAGCGCCCAGUAAGCCUCAGCCCCCAGCCCGGCCUCCACCUCCUACGUUUCCAGCAAAUCGAGCGCCUGCUGCUGCUGCCUCAGCUCCCGCGGUGACUGGAACUCCUGCACCUGCUGCAUCCCAGACUCCUGGCUCAGCUCCCCUCCCACAGGCCCAGGGCCCCCCGUACCCCACCUAUCCAGGAUAUCCCGGGUAUUGCCAAAUGCCCAUGCCCAUGGGCUAUAACCCUUAUGCGUACGGCCAGUACAACAUGCCAUAUCCGCCAGUGUAUCAUCAGAACCCCGGACAGGCUCCGUUCCCAGGACCCCAGCAGCCUUCAUACCCCUUUCCUCAGCCCCCACAGCAGCCUUACUAUCCACAGCAGUAA